Messenger RNA from Purpureocillium takamizusanense, 681 nucleotides. RefSeq lists its product as uncharacterized. Gene Ontology annotation, cellular component: membrane; cytoplasm. The record is from RefSeq and is a predicted model, not a curated record. The transcript is spliced from 3 exons. NCBI's taxonomy places the organism in Eukaryota, Fungi, Ascomycota, Sordariomycetes, Hypocreales, Ophiocordycipitaceae. The coding region runs from base 31 to 645 and encodes 204 amino acids.
CUGCAGCGCUCGUCGUCGUCGUCGGAAACAAUGAACGUCAGCGUCGCAUCGGCAACGACACAAGCCGUCUUUCUGAGCGGCUUGUCCAGCGUCGUAGCCCAAGCCAUCUCCGCUUACAAGUCCAAGAGCUUCGGAGAAGUCGACAUUGUCGCGUUCACGCAUGUCCUAGUCUACACGGCGCUCACGACGCCCCCGAAUCACAAGUGGCAGCAAUUCCUCGAGUCUGCCUUUCCAACGCAAACGCCAAUCAAUCAUGGCCCAAAGUCGUCGGCCGCUGCUCAGUCGCCCGGAAAGUGGGCUGCUGCGGGUCGCAGCGAGCAGCAUCGCGAUCCACAGCCAGACGAUGGACCAACAGGCCUGAAUGUCGCCAACACUGUGGCCAAGUUUUUCCUCGACCAGACGUUUGGAGCGGUAGUCAACACCAUCUUGUUCAUCUGCCUCAUGGAAUACAUGAAGACCAACAGCUUCGCAAGUGCGCGAUCCAACCUAGGACAGAACUUUUUGCCCAUGCUCCUGUCCGGUUACAAGCUCUGGCCUUUUGUAUGCCUGCUAAACCUGACAGUCGUGCCGUUCGAGUACCGCGUGCUGGUUGGGAGCGCCGUAGGGCUGGCCUGGGGGGUCUAUAUCAACCUCAUGUAUGUUUGAGGCCGACAAGGAAGAAGCCCGUCAUUUAUCAUAGAC